Molecule: messenger RNA, 3181 nt
Organism: Brassica napus (rape)
Lineage: Eukaryota; Viridiplantae; Streptophyta; Magnoliopsida; Brassicales; Brassicaceae
Product: probable N-acetyltransferase HLS1
Exons: 3
Coding region: 1508-2653 (381 amino acids)
Molecular function (GO): acyltransferase activity, transferring groups other than amino-acyl groups
Source: RefSeq, a predicted model, not a curated record
GUUUCAUCUUUCUCAUUCAUUUUAAGUUGUAUCGAUUAAGGUUUUUGUUUCAUCCUCUAGGUAUAGUGUUUUUUGGUUGUUUCAAUUGCUUGUGUUCUCUUCAUCACUUUUAUGCUGAUGUGAACAUUCUCUUUUCAGUGGUUCAAUCAUUUUGUGCAGGUCAAACAAUAUUAUUGGUUGGAGUUGUCUGCAUUAACGGCUAUAUGAAUAACAUCAAAACUUAAUUCUCUCUUUACCUCUAGAUCUUCUUUUGGGUUCUUGACAUCUAUAUUUAUAUACUUUCGAUAUUUGUUUUAUGUUUAGUUGGAGUUUUAUGUUUUUCUUUCUUUCGUUGAGUUUGAAAGACUAGGAAGCAAAUCGGUUUUGUUACAUACAGUUUGGAAUAAUGAAUUAGUUAUUCUAAAUUAUUUAAUGGUAGUUAUUUCACGUGUAUGUUUUAUUACUGUUAAAUAUAUAAGAAAUUUUUUGUUUUGCUAUUAAGUUUAGAGAGUUCACUAUGUAAUCAUGUUAUGAACAUGUGUUUAAUGGUUUAGUUUCUAAAACGGCUAAAGUAGAUAUUUUAAAAAUAGAUAAUUAGAUUUAUCAUUGUAUAAUAACUAUAAUAAUAAAACUAUCAUUAUCUUUUUUUUUAUGAAAUGUAAACUUAUGAAAUAUUAAGAUAAGUUAAUGUAUAUAUUUAUCAAGUAAACCAAUGAAAUAUUAUCAUUAUCUCAAUUCAUUUUUUAAAAAAGUUUUCUUCUAAAGUUUACUUGAAUUUGUGUGUUUCAAUGUUUUUUUUGGUAAUUUAAUGCAUUUUUCUGGUUUAAAAAUACAAAGUGGAUUAAUAGAGACCAAAAGUUCACAUUUUUCGUUGUAAAAAAAAAAUUCACAUUUUUAGUUUAUUUUAUUGUGAAUAUUUGAUAUAUAUUUAUGUUCUCAUGGUCUCAUAGUUUUAUGGUUUUGUUUUGUAUUAAGAAGACGUAGACCGAGAUAAAAAUCAAAGAAAAAUAAAAUGAUUAAAAAUAUACAGAAUAAGUUAUCAUCAUGUUUAAAUCAUAAUACAUAUAUUAAUAAUUAUUAGUAAACGAUUAUGCCCGCAAACACGGACAAAGCACCUAGUAUACUUUAAAACGGAAUUAACAUAUGAGCCGUGAUAUUCUCGGAAAAUAUUGCAAUACACGAAUCAUAACCGGAUCAUCAAACAUAAAAUAUAGCUAGAUAUGCGAAUUUGUAAAUAAAAAUACACACAGAAAUGAGGAAGAAUCGACAGAGUUCCAAAGAAGGAGCACUAACUACAACAUUGACAUUAUAAAAUAGAGAGAAAGAGAUAGUGAUAAUUAAAUAAAAACCCUAAUCAUAUACUAAUUAACUAGGAGAGCAAAGCUAAAUCCUAACUAUAAAUAGACUAAUGACAAUACUCACUUUGUGAAAGAAGCAAUCUGAAAUAUUUGCAAGAAGAAAAGUUUUGUUAGGCUUCCGUACGAUUUUAUACUAAAGCUUUUAUUAGCUGAUAAGUUGAUUUUAAAUUAUGGGGAAAGGUUUUCAAGUAGUUGUGGUGAGAGAUUAUGAUCCAAGCAGAGACUUAAAGAGAGUGGAAGAGCUUGAGAAAAGCUGUGAAGUCGGGUCUUUAUUAGUUGAUCUCAUGGGUGACCCGCUUGCUCGGAUCCGACAAUCUCCUUCUUUCUACAUGCUGGUGGCUGAGAUCGAUACUGAGAUAGUUGGGAUGAUCAGAGGAACGAUCAAGACAGUGACACGCGGUGGAAAUGCAUUACACGAUGGCAAUUCACCGGUAAUAAGCACCACCAAACUCGCCUUCGUCUCCGGCCUCCGAGUCUCUCCGUACUACAGGAGGAUGGGAAUUGGAUUGAAAUUGGUCCAAAGGCUCGAAGAUUGGUUUCGACUAAACGACGCCGCUUACGCAUACGUGCAAACGGAAAACGACAACGCAGCUUCGGUCAAACUCUUCACCGAGAAAAGCGGUUAUUCCAAGUACCGAACACCUACUUUCCUGGUCAACCCUGUCUUUAACCACCGAGUCACAGUCUCACGCCGAGUCAAAAUCAUCAAAGUCGAUCCCUCCGACGCCGAGUCAAUCUACCGCAACCGGUUCUCCUCCACCGAGUUUUUCCCUUCGGACAUCAACUCAAUCCUCACCAACAAACUCUCUUUAGGCACUUUCCUGGCCGUGCCACGUGGCAGUGACUACGUUUCCGGGUCUCUACCCGGGUCAUGGGCAGUUAUAAGUAUCUGGAACAGCAAAGAAGUGUACAAGCUUCAAGUUCAAGGGACUUCUCGUCUCAAACGCACAUUAGCGAAGACGACGCGCGUUUUAGACGGCGCGUUACCGUUUCUGAAGAUCCCGUCGUUUCCUAAUCUUUUCAAGCCAUUCGCCAUGCAUUUCUUGUAUGGUAUCGGCGGAGAAGGGCCACAGGCCGCGGAGAUGGUGGAGGCGCUUUGUUCACACGCUCAUAACAUAGCUAAAAAGAGUGGCUGCGCCGUUGUGGCUGCUGAAGUGGGGAGCUGUGAGCCACUCAGAGCUGGUAUCCCUCACUGGAAGGCUCUCUCGCCGGAGGAUUUGUGGUGCUUGAAACGUCUCCGAGAUGAUGAUGACGGUGUAGACUGGACUAAGUCAACGCCUGGAUUGUCCGUUUUCGUUGACCCUAGAGAUUUAUAAUGAUUUGUUUAUGAUAUCAUUAGAGGAAUCUAAACACUAAACACAAGAAUUGAAAUUACAAAAUCCGAGACUAAGUCUUUAGUGUUAUAUAUACUCGAUUACUCUCCUUACGCUUUUAGUUUUAUCUGUAAUUUCAUACUCGAUCAAGUGUAAAUAAACUGGUUUACAAACACAAGCUAGUAAAACAUGCACUAUGUACCAAUGUUUUUAAUGUUACUUGAAUCAUACUAUCGGUUAUUAUCUAUGUAUUAAUGGAUUAUUGUUCACAGAACAGUCAAAUGUUCUAGGUAUGACUAUGAGACUGUAUGAUCAUGCUUAGAUUAGUUAGCUGAUAAUGAGUGAUUUCACUGACUAAGUCACGUAUAUAGAGCAAAUUGUAAUUUUAUAUCUGUUUUUCAUUCAAAAAAUCAGUUGUGAAAGCUAGAUAAUCGAUCAUAUUUGAAUAAUCUCAAGUUGUAAAAUGUAAUUUCAUAUUCCCGUAGGAAAGGAAGUCAAAACCAAAGUCUACGGUUUUUGGUUACGUAGAUC